Uloborus diversus is the source of this 1267-nucleotide messenger RNA. Its product is annotated as astacin-like metalloprotease toxin 1. Gene Ontology annotation, biological process: proteolysis. The transcript has 10 exons. NCBI's taxonomy places the organism in Eukaryota, Metazoa, Arthropoda, Arachnida, Araneae, Uloboridae. The record is from RefSeq and is a predicted model, not a curated record. Gene Ontology annotation, molecular function: metalloendopeptidase activity; zinc ion binding. Bases 27 to 1232 code for a protein of 401 amino acids. Gene Ontology annotation, cellular component: membrane.
CGCUGAGUAGUCGUAGGGGUGGAAUCAUGGCUCGUGUCAUCCUGUUUUCAGCUUUUGCGUUGCUGGCCAUAAGCUAUGCAUUUUCUGAAAGUCCAAUGGAAAAUGAAGGAUUGUUUGAAGGUGAUAUCAUGGGAAUCGAUCCGUACAUCUUGAUGGACAGAAAUGCUGUUGUAGACGAAGCAGAGCUGUGGCCAAAUGGAGUAAUAUACUAUGAAAUAGACUGGAAACUUAGAAAUGUGAAGGACAUAAUUAUGGAAGCAAUACAAGAGUUCGAAUCCAAGACAUGCCUGAAAUUUCGGCCCAAAACCGAGUCCACUAAAGAUUACAUAAAGCUCACUAUCGUAACCGGGUGCUGGUCAUCAGUAGGGCGCAAAGGUGGUGAGCAGGAAAUUUCUUUGAGCGAAGGUUGCCACGACAAAGUGUCUGCUAUCCACGAAAUCGGUCACGCCAUUGGACUCUGGCACGAGCAUAGCAGAUCUGACAGGGACGAUUACUUGGAGAUCAUGUGGGGAAACAUCAAGCCUGGCGCAGAAAUGAAUUUUCUAAAGUUGAAACCAUGGGAGAACAAUUUGCUGGGAGAAGAAUUUGAUUACAAGUCUAUCAUGUUGUAUGGAGAAUACGCCUUUGCCAAAGACAAAAAUUCGAUGACGAUGAAGCCAAAGAAGGAAGGAGUGACCAUCGGACUCAUCAACAACAAGCCUGGACUCAGUGACAGUGAUGUUCGACGAAUCAACAAACUUUACCAAUGUUUUGGUAAUGAACGUCCACCUCCCCCAGACGUUCCAGACUUCAAGUGCGACUUCGAGGAGGACAUGUGCGGCAUGGUUAACCACGAGAAUAACCACAUGACUGACUGGAAAAGGCAAACAGGGACUCUGGGUGGCAGAACAGGUAGUUAUGUAGCGGUAAAUGCGGCAGACGCUUCUUUCCGCAAAAUUCGCUUGGUGACUCCUUUCUUUGGCGCGUACGGACGCAAGACGGCAUGCUUCAAAUUCGACUUGUAUUUCUUCGGAGGAGGAGCGGUCUCAAUGGAUGUUAUGGUCCACUCCAUACGUACGUCGACUCUCCUCCUGAAGCACGAGGACAAGAAGGACGAAUGGCAAAGGGUUCAAAUUCCUAUCAAUUUGGACGGUGAUGUCAAGUUUUCCAUGGAUGCACGUACUCGUAAAUCAGAUGGAGAAGGAAUCAUAGCGAUUGAUAACGUCCAAUACCAGCUACGUGACUGUGAUUAGCAACAUUUAGGUGUCAAUAAAAGAUUACAAAAAUA